Molecule: messenger RNA, 779 nt
Organism: Dermacentor silvarum
Lineage: Eukaryota; Metazoa; Arthropoda; Arachnida; Ixodida; Ixodidae
Exons: 2
Coding region: 299-679 (126 amino acids)
Molecular function (GO): zinc ion binding; nucleic acid binding
Source: RefSeq, a predicted model, not a curated record
CGCGAUCGUGCCACAGCUCGCGCGUUCGUCGUCGUCUUCUUCCACAGCUGGCAGGCUUUCGCCUUCAUGUUUCAAAAACGUGUAACACUUGCUUACAUUUUAGUUUCAAAAUAUUUUAUAGUUAAAUUUGUAAUUAUUUGUUAUUUUCUAUUUUCCUGAUUCUUUCCCAAUUAUCUCAGUUGUUUUUCUCGGAAUUACUAACCGCCUUCUAAUUCUAUCCGCAUCAUGACUAAUCCCCACAUAGUGGGUACGAGCCAGGCACCGAGGGCAUCGAACAAAUUGACGAGAAGAACGCUUGAUGGCUGAAGUCGUGAGUAGUCACAGCCGGUUCCUUCGGGUUAGGCCGUGGGCGCGGAGCCAAAGUGUAGCAGCAACCUCCCGGCGGCCUUGUGGCGCAGGUUGGGGCGCCGUGGGAUGCACCUGGCACAAGAACGUCCAAAACCGAGGCGUCUUGGCGGCUGGAGCGGACUGCUGGGGUGAGGCAACCCCGGAGAAGGAGCAGCUCACUUUCAUCUACGGGGGCGUCCGCCAUUCGGAGCGUGGCAGAUCAGGGAGUAGCACCGCCGGCCGUGCAUACUUCGAGUGCAACCAAGAAGGGCAUAUGAGCCGGGGCUGUCCCACUGCUGACUACGACGCCGCGGCCGAGGCUGCUUCAAGUGUGGCGAAGAAGGCCACAUGAGUAGAGAUUGACUUUCAGACACUUGGGCGGAACACACCCAGAAGGGGGCCGCUAUACGAUUGGUGUGCGGCCAGAAUAGGUGUUAUAUGUGUGUAUUUUG